GUCCCAGAUUAACAGGAAGUUUACAAUCGUUGUUGACACACGAGCUACACAUUUAGGUACAAUUUCUUAGCAAAAAGUGUUGUUUUUUCGUCUAAACAAAGAAAAUAUGGUUUGUGACAAUUGUGAGAAGAAGCUGGGCAGGGUGAUAACUCCCGACACCUGGAAGGAUGGAGCUAGAAACACAACAGAGAGCGGUGGGCGGAAGCUGAACGAGAACAAGGCUCUGACAUCUAAGAAGGCCAGGUUUGAUCCUUAUGGGAAGCCAGGAAAGUCAGGCUUUGGCAUCUGCAGAAUCUGCAAGAGCUCUGUUCACCAAUCAGGAUCUCACUACUGCCAAGGCUGCGCCUACAAGAAAGGUAUCUGUGCCAUGUGUGGGAAGAAGGUUCUGGACACCAAGAACUACAAGCAGACCUCUGUCUAACAAGCUUCUGACCGGGAGAGAGAGAAGGUGACCACCAGGAUGACUGGAGAAGGAGUGUGGGAGAAAAUAAGAUAGAGGGGGAGGAUGGUGUGCACGAGGAAUGACGACUUUAUCAUGUUGUUUUGACCCCCUGUCUAAAACUCUCAUAGCAGAGAUGCAGUCAAGGGGUUUUUACUCUUUCCAGCUGUGUGUGUGAGAUGUGGAGCAGGGUUUCCCUCUCUAUUGUAAAACUCCUAUAAUCCUCAGCUUUGUAGCAGCAAUACGUGGCCAGCACUGUUCCACACACCAAAUCGGAGACUACUUUUAGUUUUAAUACCUGAACUGAUGGUUUCUCUUCUGUUGUGUAAAACCGGCUCUGAUGCAGGAGUUUCCUUUUAUCGAUUCUUUGUGAAUUAUAUAAAGUCAUGUUUUUUUGAGUGCAUUAAAAUAUUCAAUAUGUAA
This is a messenger RNA of Coregonus clupeaformis (lake whitefish), 862 nucleotides long. Its product is annotated as cysteine-rich PDZ-binding protein. The transcript is spliced from 5 exons. NCBI's taxonomy places the organism in Eukaryota, Metazoa, Chordata, Actinopteri, Salmoniformes, Salmonidae. Gene Ontology annotation, molecular function: microtubule binding; PDZ domain binding. Gene Ontology annotation, cellular component: dendrite. The record is from RefSeq and is a predicted model, not a curated record. Gene Ontology annotation, biological process: cytoplasmic microtubule organization. Bases 107 to 421 code for a protein of 104 amino acids.